Tuber aestivum (summer truffle) is the source of this 1433-nucleotide messenger RNA. NCBI's taxonomy places the organism in Eukaryota, Fungi, Ascomycota, Pezizomycetes, Pezizales, Tuberaceae. The record is from the annotation of a GenBank genome assembly.
AUUUCUUCGAGGCCAAAUCUAAUUUGCUGCAAGAUUAUUCCAGUCCCGUUGGAGGGAACAGGAUCUGGGAUGGUGAAAGCUCCACUAUUGGUAACUAAAGGACAAGAAGCUCGGGUGCAGGGCUGGAUUCUGAGGACGAAGGGGGAUUAAUGGAACGGUGCUGUGGCCGUGCACUGUCCAACUAGCCACAUCAUCAUGGCUAACGACGCCACUGGACAACUCCGGGCUAGUUUAAAAUCUCAGCCUAUCUUCCCCUCGUCUCUCCACGAACAAACCCCACCUUACUCCUGGCUUCGGACAACACCAGACAAUUUGCUUUUCAAAGGAACUCAUCCUAACUCAAACCACCUCUCAAAACUUUAACAACCCCCUUAGUCAGGAUGGUCGCCAAAGUUCCCAGGAACUUUCGCUUGCUCGAGGAGCUAGAGAAGGGCGAGAAAGGCUUGGGAGCAGGUCAGUUUGCUCCCACUGUCCCUUUCCCCCAAAGUUGAUACACAGCUGACACCGUGUUUCCCCAAUGUUAAGACGGUUGCUCUUACGGUCUGCAGGAUGGAGAUGACGUGAUGAUGUCCAACUGGAAUGCUACCAUUCUGGGACCACCCCACGUGAGUUUCCUCGGCGCGCAUCCCCAGCUACAAGCUUACUCACAGGUCACAGAGCACCCAUGAGAACCGUAUUUACAGUUUGAAAAUACACUGUGGAGAUUCCUACCCGGACGAGCCUCCAGUUGUUCACUUUAUAUCCAAGAUCAAUCUUCCCGGCGUUGAUCCUAAUAAUGGCAGGGUUGGUAUCAACCUCGACCCUAGCGAGAUGUCGCUACUAACUUGUGCUCUUGAAAAGGUCGAUCUGCUCAAACUAGGUCGUGUAAGCCAAUGGAGCAGGGAUAACACCAUGGAGAAAAUUCUUGUGGCUUUGAGGGAGUAAGCCUUCCUUGGAUGUAGAUGGAAUGGAUUGAGUUCCGUGCUUACAAGCUUUUGUCAACUUCUAGACACAUGGCCAGUCCGAAUAACAGAAAGGUCCACCAACCACCCGAGGGCACUACUUUUUAGCUUUCGGUAGGAGAUGCAGCAAUCCGAUGGCCAAAUUUUUUUUGCGGAAUGGUUCAGGUUUCUCUCAGGCUUUACACAUCGAUAGUUUAGCCUAACACAGUAUUCUCCUUUCACUAUCACACUAUUAUAGGUGUGCGAGCUCCCUGGAGGUUUCUCGGUUCUGUGUUUAGCAAUUUAAGCAGUUAUCGCAUGACUUCUGCUGUAUGGGCUUGCGAAAAUAGAGUUAAACGUGAUGUCGGUAGCGGACUCUAGGGAGCCACGUUCUCUCGAUCCCGUACCGGUGUCAUAUUCAGCAUGGCAAACACUUGUACUAUUAGGUAGAUAUUGGUGCAGUGGGACCAACUAUCAAGAAGGUCCUGUGAUCCUCGUUCGUUUUUUUCUUUC